Messenger RNA from Penicillium nucicola, 2487 nucleotides. RefSeq lists its product as uncharacterized. Gene Ontology annotation, cellular component: mitochondrial inner membrane. The record is from RefSeq and is a predicted model, not a curated record. Gene Ontology annotation, molecular function: RNA binding. The transcript has 3 exons. Lineage: Eukaryota; Fungi; Ascomycota; Eurotiomycetes; Eurotiales; Aspergillaceae. The coding region runs from base 1 to 2487 and encodes 828 amino acids.
AUGAGACAAGUUACAUUCACAAAAGUUCCUUGGGCGGUGUGCUCUCCACGCUCCCAUAUCAAUGCUCAUGCAUUUGGCCGAGGGAGGCUUCCGCCUUGGGGACGCUCGAUGAUACGAUACACAUCUUCUAUCCAGUCAGGACAUAUCUCACUGGGAGAAAAUGAAGGAAUACUUUACGUGAAUAAUAUCUUUCCGCACCGGUUACAAUGGCUGCUGCGGGGUCCCCUCAGUCAUGUUCAGCCUCUUGAGGGUAUCUUGAGAAAGAUUGACAAGCCUGGAAUGGCAGCAUCUGAUCCACUUCGAAUCGUUCAAAGGGCAUUGCCUAAAGAUUUGGACCUAGAGAUCAAAGAGGUCAUCGCGAGGUAUAAAGAAGGCGGUGCAUUUGUUAGAUAUGCACGUAAGCCAGAUUUGAAUGACGAGACUAUUCGGAAUGCGGUCGAGGAGCAUCUACGAAAUAAACCUAUCAAUCCUUGGUUCAAUCCAUUCCAGAAGGUUGAUGCGGACCUCGUGCGCGGAAUACCGUGGAUCGAAGACCUUUAUCGAAUUCCAAGCCAAACCAUCAAGGUGGAAUUCUUGUCUACCUCUCCCGAUAGCUCAGCUGCUGAGCUAUCUCAAGAAGCUCUGUACUCAUUGUUCCGGCCAUAUGGAAAACUUCUCGAUAUCCAACCCCAACCCACCGAUUCCAAAGUGGUGCCACGGUAUGCGACUCUGCGAUUUGAACGACCUCGAUAUUCUGUCAUGGCAAGAAAUUGUAUGCAUGGCUUUACCGUUUCGGAGGAAUCUGGUGGCGGUAAAUCUGGUACAAGGUUCAAGAUCAAUUAUGAACGCAAGAUCAAACUGUUUAUGAUCAAGGACUGGCUCUUGAACCACCCAAGAAUAGUUAUUCCCGCUUUAGCUGCCUUGAUUGCCACUAUCACCGUCAUUGUCUUCGAUCCCAUUCGCACUUUCUUCAUUGAGCUCAAAAUCAAGUCGACGUUGCAACACGAGGAGAACCAGAUCGUGCAAUGGAUUCGCGCGCAGGUUAGCAAAACCAACAUGUUUUCUUUUGGCAAGAGCAAAUCAGACCCGCGUGGCCUGGCAGCUAUUUGGGAGGACCGACAAAAAGACAUCUCACAGCUACAAGCCUGGUUGACUGAAACUGCGGAAACAUUCAUCGUCAUUCAUGGCCCACGAGGCUCAGGAAAGCGCGAAUUGGUCUUGGAACAAGCGCUGAAGGAGCACAAGUACAAGGUCGUCGUGGACUGCAAGCAAAUCCAAGAUGCCCGAGGAGACACGGCUAAAAUCUCACGAGCGGCGGCCCAGGUUGGCUACCGGCCAAUCUUUUCCUGGAUGAAUAGCCUCAGCAGCUUGAUUGACCUAGCUGCACAGGGAAUGAUUGGUACCAAGGCUGGGUUCUCUGAAACUCUCGAUGCGCAGCUCAGCAAAAUCUGGCAAAACACUGCUGUUGCCAUGAGGCGGGUUGCUUUGGAAGGGAGACGCAAGGAGGACAAAGACUUCAACAUGUCCGAGGAUGAGUACCUGGAGGCCCAUCCGGAAAAACGGCCUGUUGUCAUUAUUGACAACUUCGUGUAUGAUUCAGAGGACAGUGUUGUGCUCGACAAGAUGACGCAGUGGGCGGCUGGCCUGACCUCAGCAAAUAUUGCACAUGUCGUCUUUUUGACAACUGAUUCUUCCUUCGCGAAGCCUUUGAGCAAGGCGCUCCCUAAUCAAGUUUUCCGCACAAUUGGCUUGGGUGACUGUUCACUCGAUGUUGGCCGUCGCUUUGUUCUAAGUCACCUGGACACGGUGGGAGGCGAUGGUGACAAGGAGCAGGAUGCGAAUCGCAAGAAGACACUUCAUGGCUUAGAUUCCUGUAUCAAGGUACUAGGCGGCCGAGUCACUGACCUUGAGUUUAUGGCUCAUCGAAUUGAAGCCGGGGAGACCCCUGAAGCUGCUGUAAACCGUAUCAUUGAGCAAUCAUCAUCGGAGAUUUUGAAGAUCUUCAUUUUGGGCACAGACUCGAUGACACCUCAAUGGAGUCGUGAACAAGCGUGGCAUUUGAUCAAGUCUUUGGCAAGCUCGAAAGACGGCACUCUAUUGUACAACAAAGUCCUUCUCUCGGAUCUGUUCAAAGAGAACGGCGAGGCCACUCUGCACGCCCUGGAACAAUCAGAGCUCAUCUCCGUGGGAACCGACAAGGGAUUCCCACGAUACAUCAAACCCGGAAAGCCCGUCUAUCGUGCUGCUUUCCAGCGUCUAGUGUCAAACAAGACCCUACAAGGUCGUCUUGAUAUGUUGGUUCUUGCACAGCUUAUGAGCAACGAGAACUCGAGUAUCAGCAAAUAUGAGCAGGAACUCCAGGUCCUUGGCUCUUUGCCAAAGUAUCCCUGGGAACUCACUUCUAGAAUUGAAUGGCUUCUGCGCAAGGUUCAUGGAUCGCAGGCCAAGAUUCAGAAGUAUGAGAGCGAGAGCGCUUCUCUGUCGAAGAUCCUGCAGAAUGAGAACUGA